Messenger RNA from Scomber scombrus (Atlantic mackerel), 729 nucleotides. Its product is annotated as trypsin-like. Gene Ontology annotation, molecular function: serine-type endopeptidase activity. The transcript has 4 exons. Lineage: Eukaryota; Metazoa; Chordata; Actinopteri; Scombriformes; Scombridae. Gene Ontology annotation, biological process: proteolysis. The coding region runs from base 1 to 729 and encodes 242 amino acids. The record is from RefSeq and is a predicted model, not a curated record.
AUGCAGGGCCGUAUAGUGGGAGGCUACACUGCUGCACCAAACUCCAUCAAAUACAUUGUGUCACUGCAGAGCACCAGGGGCCAACACUUCUGUGGUGGAUCGUUGGUUCACAGGCACUGGGUGCUGACUGCUGCACACUGUAACAUAGGGGCAGAGCACAUGAUGAUAGUGGCGGGGGACUACAUCGUAAAUACCUUUGAGGGUACUGAGCAGUACGCUAAACCCUACAGGCUGGUCACACACCCCCUGUACAACAGGAGCACCAACAACGCCGACAUCAUGCUCAUUAAGUUACGAGCCCCCAUGGUGCUGAACAAAUACGUGUCCCUGGCACCUCUUCCCCGGCAGGGGACAGGUGUGGUCGAAGGCAGGGUGUGUCGGGUGUCUGGGUGGGGCUACAACAGUCUGUCUGGAGGACAUGCACCCUUCACCCUGAGGACGGUCACAGUUCCCAUUGUCUCGACUGCAAGGUGUAACAGCAGUGAUUCCUUUAAUGGAAACAUCACAGCAAACAUGAUCUGUGCUGGCUACAGGACUGGAGGAAAAGAUGCAUGCAAGGGAGACUCUGGCGGGCCGCUGGUGUGUGGGGGGCGUGUUUAUGGCGUGGUCUCUUGGGGCAAUGGCUGUGGUAAUGCUAAAUUUCCAGGAGUCUACACAUCUGUGUCCAAAUUCCGCCGCUGGAUAGACCAAGUCAUCUACGGUUCCUACUCACGCUGCACCAAAUACUGA